This is a messenger RNA of Vanessa atalanta (red admiral), 3470 nucleotides long. Its product is annotated as unc-112-related protein. Lineage: Eukaryota; Metazoa; Arthropoda; Insecta; Lepidoptera; Nymphalidae. Gene Ontology annotation, biological process: integrin-mediated signaling pathway; cell-matrix adhesion. The transcript has 11 exons. Gene Ontology annotation, cellular component: cell-substrate junction. Gene Ontology annotation, molecular function: integrin binding. The coding region runs from base 157 to 2313 and encodes 718 amino acids. The record is from RefSeq and is a predicted model, not a curated record.
AACAGACAACACCAAUCAACUUGCACUUAUUACGCCAGUCGUAUGUCAUCCGCCGCACGAAAAAGGUGUUUGAGGUAUUUUGACAACUUUUACGCGAUGCGCCAUCGAGCGAGAUAGAGUGACGAUAUAGUGUAAAGUGAAUUAUAAUUUAUAAAAAUGCUCGCGGACGGUGAAAUUGUUGGUGACGGAUCAUGGAACCUCACGAUCUAUGUUACGGACUUGAACGAGAAGCGUACGAUGGUCGUGAAGGGAGAUAUGCAUAUCGGAGGGGUUAUGCUCAAGUUGACGGAGAGCUUCGGUAAAGAUUUCAAAAAGGAUUGGUCAGAUCACGCACUUUGGUGGCCCACACGCAACAAAUGGCUAUCCAGACCGAAACACACGCUGGACCAGUACGGAGUCCACGCAGAUGCUGCACUCCACUUCACUCCGAUGCACAAGCCUCUGAGAAUACAGCUCCCAGACUUGAGAUAUAUCGAUUGUAAAAUUGACUUUUCUAUCGAUACGUUUAGUGCUGUAAUGCAACUUUGCAAAAGUCUUGGUAUACGGCAUCCAGAAGAAUUAUCAUUAUGCUAUCCUUUGGAACCGUCUCACUUAAAGCAGAAUUACCAGAAUUUGAAAGAGGCUAAAAAGAUAAAAUCAGUUCAGGCUCCAGACACGAAUACGUUCAUUGCAGCCACAAGAGGUUCUUCAAAUAGUUUGGAUAGAUCUCUGGCGUGUCCUGCUACACCACCGCCUCCUAGAUCUUUAUCUGCUACGCCCGUAGCAUCACAACAGAAUGGAACACUGCGUCGCUAUGGUGGCCACAUCUAUAGUACACAGAGCGAUGGCUCUAGCGACGGAGGUUAUUGCGGAACCCCACCACGAGCGGCAUCUCUCGACGCUUUGGAUUCACUUGCGGAGUUGUCUUUGGCCGAUUCUCCCCUUGAACCAGAUAGCCAAUCGAGGGAGUCACUUCUAACACCGAAAUCCUUGAUGGAACGCGCUAGAAUGAACGUUGGCUGGUUAGAUUCAUCAUUGUCUAUCAUGGAGCAAUAUGUACGGGAAUGGGACACUCUACAACUUCGUUUCAAGUUCUAUUCGUUUUUCGAUCUUACCCCGAGGGCUCAGGAUGCAUCGAGACUGAACCAACUUUACCAACAAGCUCGUUGGCAAAUUCUCAAUCAGGAAGUUCAUUGCACAGAGGAAGAGAUGUUACUGUUCGCUGCACUUCAGCUCCAAAUUGAAUUACAAACGUUAGCUGGUGGUGGCGUGGAUGCGAAUGAUGGAUCCCAAGGCACUGGAGCAGCAGCGGCUCCGGAAGACGAAAUUGAUGCUGCGUUAAGUGAACUGCAAGUGCAGUUGGAAGGAGGUCCACCAGCUCGACCUGACAUCACACAUGUGCCUGAACUCGCUGGAUAUUUGAAGUACCGAGGACGUCAGCGUUUCACACUGCGGGCGUACAAGCGCGGCUGGGUGUCGUGUCGCGACGGCGUGCUGCGCAUACACGCCUCGCGCGACGCCGCCGCGCGCGGGGACACGCCCUCCUACGCCGUCGAGCUCAGGGGCGCCGAGGUAACACCAGACGCACAUCCAGCUUCUGGUCGAUAUGGCAUCAAAUUGGAAGUACCCGCCGAAGAUACGAUGCAUGAAAUGUGGCUGAAAUGUGAGAAUGAGGACCAAUAUGCCGAAUGGGUGGCGGCUUGUCGUCUGGGCUCCCGCGGUCGGUCGCUCGCCGACUCGGCCUUCACCACUGAAGCGGCUGCGGUUAAGACCCUGCUCGCUCUACAGCGGCCCCAGCCCGCAGCCGCGCUGAACCAGCACAGCUUGCCUCAUCUCGAUCACCUGCAGCCAGAGAACUACUUGGCGCCGCGUUUCCUUAAGAAGUUAAAGAGCAAGUUUACUCAACGCGUUUUGGAGAGCCAUGCGAAUGUAAAGGACCUGCCGCUGUUGGAAGCGAAACUGCAAUACAUCAAGACUUGGCAGAAUCUUCCAGACUACGGUCAAACGUUAUUUGUCGUACGUUUCAUGGGUCACCGCAAGGACGAAAUCAUCAGCAUCGCUAACAACCGCAUCAUGAGACUUGACCCUAACACCGGCGACCAUAUUAAAACAUGGCGUUUCAGUACCAUGAAGGCUUGGAACGUGAACUGGGAAAUAAAACACAUGAUGGUACAAUUCGAGGAGGGCAACAUUAUCUUCUCAGUUCAAUCAGCUGAUUGCAAAGUCGUCCAUGAAUUCAUCGGAGGAUACAUAUUCCUCUCGAUGCGUUCAAAGGAUGCAAACCAGACGCUCGACGAAGAACUAUUCCACAAAUUGACCGGUGGUUGGACGUAAGAUUUUAUUAAAUAUGAUAAAUAUUAAUUUAUUAACAGGUAACAUUAUCUGUAAAGAUUAUAUUUUUCGGGAACUACAGCCUUGUAUGCGUGCCUUGAAUGUCUUGACAUCCGUAUUUCUGUAGCCUGGUGCUAAAAGGACCAAUGUCACUAACCCUUCUGAUAAACAGAAUAAAAAUGAACAGGUAUUGAUUGUUUUAUUUAACAUAUGACUUUUUGCAUAGCGUUAUAGUGAUGGUAUUCGUUAAUGUUAAGCUUAUGCCAUGUGGUAUAAAUAUAUAGAUUUGGCAAAUGAUACAAUCUUUACGUUUUAUGAAAAAAUGUACUUUGGCCCUUUUAGUACCAAGUUAUACAUCUGUAAUAGUAUUUUGGACAAGUUUACCACUAUUUAAGUAUUUUGAUGUAAAAAACUAAACUUCAGCACAAUUUUAUUAGAAUUAUAAAUAACACAUAUAUAAAGGUUGUCUCAGAAGAGGUCUAUGCAUGAAUAAAGUUAUUUUUUAUAUCGAUUUAAUAAAUAAAAAUGUUUUAUCUUUAGACUUUCAAUAACUAGAUCUUAACAGUAGUGCUUCCAUUUCAAUAUUAUUAAAUUGCCAAAUAUACUGGACGCAGAUCUACUAUAUAGCCUCGACUUUCUACAUCACUUUAAUUUACUAUAUAUAUAUUUUUAAUGUCAAUUAAAAUAAUUUUAAGGAUCUUCAUUGGAUAUGAGCUUCUAUUUUGUAGAUGAUAAAGUUUAUUUUAGCUAAGCUGCGACUUCUCAUAGAUUUAAAAAUCAGUAAACAAGUGCCAUCACACCAAUAUCCGACAAAUUUAAAUGUUCAUGACUACAAUAUGGUGCUUUAUAAUAAAUAAAUAGAAUUAAAUAAAUACGAGUGGCCUUAAUGUUCAUAAGAGAUUAAUAACUGCUUUCGCUGAUUAAGUUUAUGAUUUUAUUCAUUGUAAAUAACAUUCAACUAGGCUUACUCCAGUGUAACGUAUUUAGAUGACAAUUAUAUAAUGAUCGCUUGAAAAUGUGUACCUAUGAACUGCAAAGAUAUAUUAUUGUUGACUACUAGUCUCAUUGAAACGGCAUGAAAUGCUUAUCAAGUAGAGAUAAUGCAUGGUGAAAUAUUAACAAUAUUACAAAAUAUUAUACAAAUUAUUGUACAAAUGUAC